AUGGCAUCCGCGGAUCAAGGCCUGAACGACCGGCAAUCCGACAAUACGCUAGCUGAUCCUGCCAUCGCCGACAUGGACGCAAGCAAAGACUCUACCACGGUCGUCGUCGCUCCGGCUUCAUCUUCACCAGGCAAGGCAUCCAAGAGCGCGAAAGCGGCCAAGAAGGAUAAGAAAAAGGCUGCGAAGACUAAGUCAAAGAAGCAGCUCAAGAAGGCCAAGAAGCACAAGAAAACAGCCAACCUAGACACUGAUGACUCAUACGAUGAUUUGACUGACGACAGCGACUCUGAGGCUGGAGAGAAUUCUUUCGAUUCGGAAGACAGUUCUUCUGAAUCGUCCGAAAGUGAUAGCGAGAGGGAGCACGGCAAGUCUAAGAAGAAAUCCAGCGGCAAAGGCAAGAAUGGCCGAUCCUCGAAGAAGCAAAAGUACAACCUCGGUAAUGCUGGCCUCAGUCACGGCUCUUCCAUGACUGGCAACAAAUUCGCAAAGCGCGGGAAGUUUCCUCCACCGCCUGCGCCUCCAAAGAAGAGAUCCUCCAAGCUGGACUUCAAGCGAGUUGAUCAGGUCUGGGACACCACGAUUCACAACUACAGACUUCAGGAGACAUCGGCGACCACUUCGAACUCGCAGUACGAAGGAUAUGUGCUGCAAGUCAGGCGUACCUUUGACUGGGAAGGCAAGUACCAGACCACCUACCUCGAUGUCAAAAGCAAGGUCUUGCGCGAGUGCCUUCAAGAGGUGAUUGGCAACAUCAAAGGAAUCAGCCUUGUCGAUGAGACUCCCAAGCUGAAUCCCAACAUGGUAUUCUUGUACUUAGAAGACUUACGAAAGUAUCGCAAGGCGUUGAGCAAGAUUUCGACCACGGACUUGAACAAGAAAAAGCGCAAGAAGUUCAGAAAGGACAUCGAAAACAAGCGCCAGCAUCUCAAAGUGCUUCUCAAGUAUCUUGACAAGGACUAUGCCGAAGUCAAGAAGAGCCUCUACCCCAUGCUGGAGAAUGGCCUCAUCACCUUCGAUCUUCUCUGGGCUCUUUUCAAACCCAACACCCUCAUCUACACCACCACGUACGGCUCCUCCGAUGAGCCUCGAGUCUUCAAGGUGGAGCAGGCGGAGAAGAUGUGCAGCAUGACAAAGGGAGAGUUCUACCUUCUUGACGGCAAGUACUUGGAGUAUGAUGGAAAACAAUUCGGGUAUGGGAGCCUCUGUGAGGAGAUCCCGGAGUUUCGAGGCGCUCGAAAGAUCAGUAGCCUCAACGCCUUCCCUCUUGACUACCAUAAGGAGGAGGAAGGGAUCAAGGCUGCCCUUAUCGAGCGUGGCAAGAAAUUCGUCAACCUCGGCGGUGUGCAUUACCGAAGCCACCAUGGCUUGGCGUACUACAAGAAAAAGAAGAGCAUCAUCAAGGUCAACAUCAACGGACGCAUCAUGGUCGACCCCUCUGUCCACCGCAGGAUCAACCCGAACUAUCAAGUCUCUGCCGUCAGGCCCAAGGACCACGACAUUCUCUCUGACUCGGAGGAUUCUGAUGACGACGAGAAGCUGUGCGAGAAUGACGAUUCAACCUCGGAGAACGCAUGUGGUAGUGACGACGAUGCGGGCUGCGGGAAGAUGGCCACAAAGGUUGUUCGCGAUGCCAAGGGUAAGAUUCGCAUGCUCCGAAUUCCCAAAUCCAUGGUCGAAGACUCUGCUGUACAGGAGAAACCGCUGGAGCGCGUCGACGAAGCUAAGACCGGUGAGGAGUCCAACGAGGAGGAGGAUAGUGGCAAGACGAAGAAGGCUCUGGAGUUCUCUGACGAGGAUUACCUUAUUGCAUCUUCUGUUGUGUUGGGAUUCUCCUUCUCCGAGAAGCUCUGGCUUGAGUUUACCGUCUCCGGAGUCAAUGACAUCCAGUGGAAUGAUGGCGCGUAUGAGUCUUUGGUGCUUGAGCCGAAGCAGAAAGACAUUGUCAAGGCUCUCGUCGAGUCGCACAAGUACCAUGCUGCCGAGAGCAUUGACGAUGUCAUCCAAGGCAAGGGCAAAGGUCUUGUCGCUGUACUCCACGGACCGCCUGGAACUGGUAAAACGCUCACAGCCGAAGGCAUCAGCGAGCUUCUCAAGUGUCCCUUGUACAUGGUUUCUGCCGGGGAGCUAGGCACCGACUCUCGAUACUUGGAGACGGAGUUGCAGAAGAUCCUCGACAUCUGCCACGCCUGGGGCGCCAUCCUCCUUCUCGACGAGGCCGAUGUGUUUCUCGAAAAGAGAAAUCUCCACGAGAUCUCACGCAACGCACUGGUUAGUAUCUUUUUGCGCCAGCUCGAGUAUUUCCAGGGCAUCUUGUUUUUGACAACCAACCGAGUCGAGACCUUUGAUGAUGCAUUCCAAUCACGUAUUCACAUCGCUUUGCGUUACGAUAGUCUAACACAGAAGGCUAAAAAGGCCAUCUUCAAGAUCUUCGUAGAGCGGGUCCGUGUUCUCGAGAAGAUUGACCUCAAGCCCUUCACUGAGGAUGACUAUGAAAGUCUUGCGAAGCAUGAUCUCAAUGGUCGCCAGAUCAAGAACACUGUCCGGACCGCCCAGGCCCUGGCCGUCAACAAGGGUGAGCCGCUUGGUAUGGAGCAUAUCUCGCAGGUCCUGGACGUCCAGAACAGCUUCGACCUCCAUCUCAAAGGUGGGGAGUCAUGCAAAGAUGCCAUGAGAAGCUACUAUUAA
Molecule: messenger RNA, 2685 nt
Organism: Colletotrichum lupini
Lineage: Eukaryota; Fungi; Ascomycota; Sordariomycetes; Glomerellales; Glomerellaceae
Product: ATPase
Exons: 8
Coding region: 1-2685 (894 amino acids)
Molecular function (GO): ATP binding; ATP hydrolysis activity
Source: RefSeq, a predicted model, not a curated record